Messenger RNA from Fusarium pseudograminearum CS3096, 141 nucleotides. RefSeq lists its product as uncharacterized. Bases 1 to 141 code for a protein of 46 amino acids. Lineage: Eukaryota; Fungi; Ascomycota; Sordariomycetes; Hypocreales; Nectriaceae. The transcript is spliced from 2 exons. The record is from RefSeq and is a predicted model, not a curated record.
AUGUACGGAAAGAGAAAGGUUGGUCUUCGCUCCGCUCUGCAAGACUUGCAGCAAAAGGAUUCUGAUUCGGUAUACGAGCAUGCAAUGGCAGGAGAAAAGAGGGACGUGAGGGCUGGUUACGCCUCCGACGCAGCGGAUUAG